UCGCUAACAGUAUCUUUUCGCUUUGCCCUUUGGUUAGCAUUAGUUUUCUUAACAAGGCGUGCUUCUCUACUUCUCUUGCAUGUCUCUCUGUCGCCGUCAUUGUCUGGUCUCGUCAAAGCUGGAUCCAGUCGCCCGCGGGUCCCUGGGCGACCAAAACGAGCCAGCGCCGUGAUUCGGCACCUGCGGACGAGAACAAAAGACCUGGGCGUCAUUGCUGUGCCUGUAAGUGUGCGGGACGCACGCAGCGGGAGAGGCCGCCGAGGGAGCGAGCAGCGGAGAUAGCGCGCGAGUCGCCGGUAAGCGGAGCGCUCGAGAGAGAAAGAACAACUUCGCCUCGGCGCAAACUUCUCGCCCACCUCCGACUAUUGCGCUCAUUCUUAUUAACUUCAUCUUUUCUCUCGUUAUUUUGUGCGAAAGUUGCCGCGCGAUGCCCGAGCCGAACCGAGCGGGUGGUAACGCCGGCGACGCCAUAGUGGUGAUGGCGGUGGAAGGAGUAAAUCCCUGGUUAUGUUUGUGCCGAGGAAGUGGGAAGGAUACGGGGAGUCCGAAAAUGUGGAGACAGGGUGGGAAAAUGCUUCGAAGCGACUGGUAACUAC
Molecule: messenger RNA, 596 nt
Organism: Gryllus bimaculatus (two-spotted cricket)
Lineage: Eukaryota; Metazoa; Arthropoda; Insecta; Orthoptera; Gryllidae
Source: the annotation of a GenBank genome assembly